AUGACGGCUACGAAGAUUGUUCCAACUAUCGGAAGGCAGCCUCUUCAGCUGGGCAACAGCCUCGAUGGAUUGAAGUUCCAAGAGAUCACCCGAGUGCUUGGGAGAGAAUACAUCGAUGUCCAAGUUACUGAUCUUCUACACGCUGAAGACUCAGAGGCCAAAUUGAGAGAUUUGGGCAUUGUCCUUGCUGAGAGAGGUGUCGUUGUUUUCAAAAGUCAAAAGCUCUCGCCAAAGGAGCAGAAAGAAUUGGCCCAGAGGCUGGGUGAGGCGACAGGCAAGCCAAAGGAGUCUAGUCUUCACGUUCACCCAAUCAACCAUACGACACAUGAAUUCGGGGGACCCACUGAUCCCGAGAUGUCUACCAUUGCUCGCAACCCUGAAAAGAUGCUCUCAACACAAAAAGGAUGCGGUGCGAAAAAGGAGAUUAUUCAAUCAACAGCAGAUGGAUGGCACCACGAUAUCGGCUUUGAGCGUGUUACUUCCGAUUACUCUACUCUUUACAUGAGAACAAUCCCGCCCACUGGAGGUGACACCUUGUUUGCGAGCGCCUACGAAGUCUAUGACCGUAUUUCUCCCGCCUAUCAAAAAUUCCUCGAAACUUUGACCUGUACAUUCAUGCCCGUUGGCUAUCAGCCCAACCCAGAGCACAAAGCUCUAUAUGAAGUUGAGCGAGGCCAUCCGUUAAACAUUGACCAAAGCCUCACUGCUAGCCAUCCGGUUGUUCGCACCAAUCCCGUUACAGGUUGGAAAUCCGUCUUUGCAGUUGGACACCAUGCUCAGUUUAUCAAUGAGCUCACUCCUCUCGAGAGCCAACAGACCCUUGACUUCCUGAAUAACCUUAUUUCAAAAAACCAUGAUCUCCAGCUUCGUUUCAAAUGGAACGUUGAUGAUCUUGUCAUCUGGGAUAAUCGUUCCGUCUACCACACUGCCACUUAUGAUUAUAGCGAGCCCCGCGCCGCUCACCGUGUUGUAAGUGUUGGUGAGGCUCCUACCUUGUUGGAAGGAAGCAUUUCCCGUGGUCAGGCUUUGGGUCUCCUAUAGGAGGUACCAAAAGACUCAUGUGGUCCCUGCGGAAGCAAGCAGAUACUUCAUAAUUGCACACAACGUACACGAAUGGGUGCACAGACUCACGGGACACUUAAGAGAAAAAGCACAAUUCCAUACCAAAAAGAGCUAUUUUGAUAAUUUAAUUAAAAUUUGAAAUC
Botrytis byssoidea is the source of this 1205-nucleotide messenger RNA. RefSeq lists its product as uncharacterized. The transcript has 6 exons. Gene Ontology annotation, molecular function: 2-oxoglutarate-dependent dioxygenase activity. Bases 1 to 1041 code for a protein of 346 amino acids. NCBI's taxonomy places the organism in Eukaryota, Fungi, Ascomycota, Leotiomycetes, Helotiales, Sclerotiniaceae. Gene Ontology annotation, cellular component: cytoplasm. The record is from RefSeq and is a predicted model, not a curated record.